AGACAGGCGAGUGGGCGGGGCUUCGUGGAGUGUCUGCAGAAGUCACCUGAAAUUUUGUGGGAAGAGUGGGGUUUGAGAGUGUGGCACUGAUGAAGGGCCCAGGCGUGGCAGAGUUCCCCUGGGAACCCCUGUGGGGUCGGUGGACUAUAAAGGGAAUGUAACCUAGUGGAAAUACUGAUGCAGAAGGGACCUGGCUAGAAGAAAACUCCCCUGGGAGUCAAACUUUUUAUGAGGAGGAGAUGAGGUCCUCCACCUUUGUCUUGGUGCCUGUCUUCACCCAGCUGAACAACCUCCCAAGCUGCCGCCCCACUGCUGGUGCAGCCUCCAUUGCCCUCGGUGCCCUGCGCCUGCGCCGCAGCCAUGUCACUCCUGGCGACCCUGGGGCUGGAACUGGACAGGGCCCUGCUCCCAGCUAGCGGGCUGGGCUGGCUCGUAGACUAUGGGAAACUCCCCCUGGCCCCUGCCCCCCUGGGCCCCUAUGAGGUCCUUGGGGGAGCCCUGGAGGGCGGGCUUCCAGGGGGGGGAGAGCCCCUGGCAGGUGACGGCUUCUCUGAUUGGAUGACUGAGCGGGUUGACUUCACGGCCCUCCUCCCUCUGGAGGCCCCUCUGCCCCCAGGGACCCUCCCCCCACCCUCUCCAGCCCCCCCUGACCUGGAAGCCAUGGCGUCCCUGCUCAAGAAGGAGCUAGAACAGAUGGAAGACUUCUUCCUUGAUGCCCCACUCCUCCCACCACCCUCCCCGCCACCACCAGCACCCUCCCUGCCCCUGCCCUUGCCCCUGCCCACCUUUGACCUCCCUCAGCCCCCUACUCUGGAUACCCUGGACCUGCUGGCUGUCUACUGCCGCAGUGAUGCUGGUCCAGGAGAGGCAGGCUUGGCAACCCUGCCUGUCCCCCAGCAGCCGCCGCCUCCUCUGGCCCCUCUGCCUUCACCGUCCCGCCCAGCCCCCUACCCUAGUCCUGCCAGCACCCGAGGGGACCGCAAGCAGAAGAAGAGAGAUCAGAACAAGUCAGCAGCUCUCAGGUACCGCCAGAGGAAGCGGGCAGAGGGCGAGGCCCUGGAGGGCGAGUGCCAGGGGCUGGAGGCACGGAACCGGGAGCUCAGGGAGAGGGCCGAAUCAGUGGAGCGGGAGAUCCAGUACGUGAAGGACCUGCUAAUCGAGGUGUACAAGGCCCGAAGCCAGAGGACCCGCAGCACCUAGGGUGCAGGUCCAGGCUGGAGGAGGGAGAUCCAUUAUCCCUCUGCCUCCAGCUUUAUUCCAACCCUCCCUUUCACUCUCCUAUCCCAUCCAUGUGUGGAUCUCCCCACCUACCCCCAUUGUGGGUUAUUUGGCUUAGUCAGUUUCUGUACCCCUUCAGUGCAACUGAGGAACCAGGGCCCUCAGGGAAUUUGAGGAUCCAGCCUGAUCCCUGGUUUCUGGAGUCUAAAACAAGUGUGUUUUUCGCAGGUAGUCCUUAGUUGGGUGUGGGGGGUUGCCAGGCCUGGCAUGGAGGUAAGGCAGGAAGCCAGUCAGAGUAGCUGUGCUGCUGAGGACUUUAGUCAGGGAGGGGGGUUUUAAGACAGGGACAUGGAACACCAAUGAGAAGGCAGCCAAGGGGAGGGAGCCAAGUCCUCAGAGCAGGAGAUCCGCCGGCCAGGGGAGAGGAGGGUGGCUGUAGUGGGUAACUAGGGGUCAUUUUAGCUCUGGAGAGAAUCAGUGUUUUGUGAAGGUGUUGGGGAAGGGUUGCAUCUAGUGGGGCUGAUCAUCCAGGGGUUAUGGGCACAAAUAAAGUGCAGAAUUUCCUGUG
This is a messenger RNA of Peromyscus californicus insignis, 1786 nucleotides long. It is a transcript of the gene Atf5, whose product is annotated as activating transcription factor 5. Gene Ontology annotation, biological process: regulation of transcription by RNA polymerase II. The transcript is spliced from 3 exons. The record is from RefSeq and is a predicted model, not a curated record. Bases 361 to 1200 code for a protein of 279 amino acids. Gene Ontology annotation, molecular function: RNA polymerase II transcription regulatory region sequence-specific DNA binding; DNA-binding transcription activator activity, RNA polymerase II-specific. Gene Ontology annotation, cellular component: nucleus. Lineage: Eukaryota; Metazoa; Chordata; Mammalia; Rodentia; Cricetidae.